GACUUCCCACUCCUUGUUUAGCACAGACUAGACUUAAGUGAAACAGCUCUUUUUCCAUGCUUUGUAUCAAUUAUACAAAGAAGGGAGCAGCUCAGUGUCUUGGCGGUCUCCUCAGUGAGGGUGACAGGCUUGAGCAGUUUGGAGAAAGAGCCUUGACCGGCUAACCAGCUCUACUAGAUCAGUCCUUGCGUUGCUGCAGAAACCAAGGAGCAGACUGUUUGGUGAAGAUCUUUCUCACCAUCAAAAAAAAAAAGAAUUCCAAGUCAGGACAAGAUAAGGAAUUGAAAACCCAUAUACUUAAAGGAAUGCUCUCAGAAGGGUAUCUUAGUGGACUUGCCUACUGGAAUGACAUUCAUUGGAAUUGUGCAUCUUAUAAUGAACCGGUAGCUGGGGAACAGGGUGAGGAAACAAGGUCUGUUGCUGCUCUUUCAUAUUCCUCUGUGGAUGAAGCACAAGUCCAAAGCCUUUAUGUGAGCUGCAAAUCGUCUGGCAAGUUUAUUUCACCAGUGCGUGCAAGAGGGAGUCAACAUAGCAGAAGCCAGAGCAGAACAGUGUUGCAGACAAACUUCAACCCUGUAUUUGAAAGUCCAACCUUGGCCACAGUUGACAUUUGCAGAGACGCGAUCAGAGAGACCUAUUUGGUUCCACCUUCUUGCAAAAGUAUUUGCAAAAAUUACAAUGACUUACAUAUUGCAGGGGGACAGGUGAUGGCCAUUAACUCAGUAAUGGCAGAUUUUCCCUCGGAGAGCAGUUUUGAAGAUGGUCCUUUGCUGAGGUCAUCUGAGAUUCCUUUGUCUAUGGAGGACUCCAUUUCUACUCAGCCCACUGAAUUUCCCCUCAAGCCUAUCCAGCGCUACUCAUCCUACUGGAGAAUAACCAGCAUCAAAGAGAAAACCAGCCUGCAAAUGCAGAAGCCUAUUUCAAAUGCAGUGCUCAAUGAGUACCUGGAGCAGAAGGUGGUGGAAUUAUAUAAGCAAUACUUUAUGGACACUGGGUUUCAAGACAGUUCUCCUACCCAGAUUCUAGCAUCAGAACUCAUCAUGACAAAUGUGGACCAAAUUAGUCUUCAAGUAUCUAGAGAGAAGAACCUGGACACCUCAAAAGUCAAGGACAUAGUUAUUAGCCACCUAUUGCAGUUGGUAUCAUCUGAGAUUAGCACCCCUAGUCUCCAUAUUUCUCAGUAUAGCAAUAUAACUCCAUAGAGAAUAUUCCUCUCAACUUUUUCUCAUUUUUAUCAAUCCCAAAGUAAUAAUGUAUUUUGGUUUAUUCAGAGAAUUGAGAGGGAAGGAACUAUGGAAGGGAUGUAAGGACUAAUAAAGGAAAGUUUGAGAAAUCUCUUACUGCUAUAUGUACUGAAGGAAUACAGGAUGGUUUCAAGGGCAGGCUUAUACAGAAACAGAAAAUAUAAAAAUGAUCACAGAGAGAAGAUAUUAAACAUGCGUUUCACAGUCACAUAAAUUCCUCCAAGUUGUUUUUCUAGAAAGAAAAGAACUACAAGAAGGUUGUUAAAUUUGGGUGGACCGACAUUUUUCCAAGUAUAAGCUUGUAUCUUUUUUCUCUAUUCUGUAUCAGUAAGUCAUUUAGGUAUAUUCUUUGUAAAUAUUAAAGGUAUACCAAACAAA
Mesocricetus auratus (golden hamster) is the source of this 1622-nucleotide messenger RNA. RefSeq names its product TLR adaptor interacting with endolysosomal SLC15A4 (gene Tasl). The record is from RefSeq and is a predicted model, not a curated record. Lineage: Eukaryota; Metazoa; Chordata; Mammalia; Rodentia; Cricetidae. The transcript has 3 exons. Gene Ontology annotation, biological process: regulation of toll-like receptor signaling pathway. The coding region runs from base 306 to 1202 and encodes 298 amino acids.